Messenger RNA from Chaetomium strumarium, 2586 nucleotides. Its product is annotated as Cullin repeat-like-containing domain protein. Lineage: Eukaryota; Fungi; Ascomycota; Sordariomycetes; Sordariales; Chaetomiaceae. Gene Ontology annotation, cellular component: exocyst. The transcript has 3 exons. Bases 190 to 2253 code for a protein of 687 amino acids. The record is from RefSeq and is a predicted model, not a curated record. Gene Ontology annotation, biological process: exocytosis; Golgi to plasma membrane transport; intracellular protein localization.
CAGCUCUUGAAACUGAACACCAACUCUGACCUUGGACGACUUCGACAAGGCGGUGCAGCCCUCGGCAUCGACGUCUCUGGGUUUCGACUGACAUUGCCACACUAUUACGACUUGGCAAGGAGCUGUCCGUUGGAGGCCGCUUCUCUUGAGUCUCAUUAUAGCAUUUCCUGCGCGCAGGGUUCACGCACCAUGUCUGAGGAACGAUCCAAGAUAUCGCUGCGGAGCGGAGGAAAGAGGAAGAAUCGUGCGCCUAUCAAGAUAUCCGGGCCCAUUCUACAGGAAGAUGCAGGACAGAGAGCACCCUCUGGGCCUUCAAUUGCCGCGGAUGGUCCUCGCCCUCGUCCGCGUCCCCCGCCACAGAGCAGCGCGAAGACCUCAGACCUUGUCAAAAGACGGUAUUCGACUCGCUUCAACAACAUCCCAGCUGACUUCGACCCGACCGCCAAUCCAGUACCCGCACUUCCCAGUCUCGAACAGUAUACGCAAGCUCAGACACAAGACCGCCGACCGCCGCCGUCAAGAGGAGGACGUAGUGAAAGCGGAGGUGGAGGCACCACCGGACCCCGAGUCGAUGUGAGGGUGCUCCGAGACCCUGGUCUCGCUCCUGAGCAAUAUGUCGCCGAGAUUCUCAGCGAGGCAACCGAGGACGAGAUCCGCGAGUACGAAUCCGCGCUGCGGAAGCUCAAGAGCCGAGCAUCGACGGACCUGCAGCAGAACGUCUACCAGAACCGUACGCAGUUCAUCAAAAUUAGCAAGGAGGCGGAGAAACUCAAGGGCGAGAUGCGCACUCUCCGGAAUCUGAUGGCAGAGUUAAAGGCCAACACCACUGCUCUGCGGUCGGCUUCUAACAGCGUCGAACCCACGGGGUUCGGUGGCCAGAUAGGUGCGGGUAUGAGCAGGAGGGACAAGCGGAGUUCCGUUGCCGAUAGGACCGCGCUAUGGAGCUCGCAAAUGCAGGCCUUGUACAAAAAUGUGGAGGGAUCUCAGAAGUUCCUCCCCAACACCGCGGGCCGUCACGUCGUGCAGAAUGCAGGGCCGUGGAUUGAGUUGGACAACGCGACUUACCGGUCGAGAAGAGUGAUGCAGAUUUUCUUAUUGAAUGACCACCUGCUGGUUGCCGCGCGCAAGAAGCGGAAGACUGACGGUCCUGCCGCUGCUGACAGCCGCGGCCCCAUCACAAAGCUCGUGGCCGAUCGAUGCUGGCAUCUGCUAGACAUGGAGGUUGUGGACAUGGCCGGACCCAGCGACUCCUCGAGCGGGAGGAACAAGCUUGCUGAUGCUAUCAUGGUCCGGGGAGGCGGGCAGAACGAGUCUUUCAUCUACCGCACUGAAAAGCCCGAGGACCCGGAGAAGGCGGCGCUCAUUCUCAACAUCCGGAAGCGUGUGGAAGAGCUGCGGAGGAAUGUUCAAUCUGAGAGAGAGGCUACAAAUAAGGCCAAGGAGACCAUCAACUAUUUCGCCUCGCGCGAUCCGGGUCUGUUGCAGAAGGCGGAGCUCCUCGAGACUCUCUCGGAUAUCAAGGACAUGCUGAUCGAAGUGGACGGCAAGCAACAGAAUCUUCGUUGGGUUGAAAGCCAGAUGGAUGAGCUGGACAUCAACAUUGCGCUUCAGCAAAUCGAGCCAGCUGUUGCUCGGAUAGAGAAGCUGAAGGGUCUGGCGUACGGGCUCAAGAACAAUGUCAUUGCUCAGGACUUCAUCUCGUUCAAGGUUGAUGAGAGGCGGGCCAAGUUGGUGACGCUGAUUGUUCGAGAGCUUGUUAGCACCCACAAUCAGCAGCGAAAGACGAAGCAGAACGUCUCUUGGUUAGCUCGCCUUGGUUUUGAGGACCGGGCGCGUGAAGCAUAUCUGGAAGCGCGGACUGAAACCAUCCAGAAGCGGUCGAGGCAAUGCAUCUUCCAGGGCAACCUGGACCAGUACAUCUGGGAGAUCUCCUUUGUCUACUUCGCCGUCAUCCGAAAUACCGUCAACUGUUUCCAGGCUUGCUUCCCGCCACCGAUGAUGAGUGCUUGCGUCAAGUGGGCGAAGGAGGAGGUAGACACCUUCAAUGCGAUCCUUGCACGGCAGCUGAGCGGCGAAAAGGAGGGUAGCGAGGCUUGGAUGCGAUGCUUGGACACCGCCAAGGAGCAUGCCAGUAUGCUCUCCGAGGUUGGUUUGGACUUCCGGAAUCUGGUAGGCCGGAAUCUGCAUGCGACGAUUGUUGAGUCGCCAAAUGCGCCGGCAGGAUUGGGUUUGAUUAUGGAAGCUCAGGCGUGAACAGGGGAGGAGUCCAGGCAGUCCCUAGCCCCAAGCAGUGCCUUUUCGGUAGCGGGAGAAGAGAAAUUCACUUCGGAGCAUACCGUUUGCCAUACCUAUGUUGAGACUCCUUGACGUCUUCUCGGUUUGCUCAGAUCCAUCCUGCGCUCCUGGUGAUAUCCUCUAAAGGCGAGGGUACAGUCACCUCCAGCGUUUGAGCUCAGUGGGACGUGUUGAGGCGGGGCUCUCAGCUGGUGCUGAAGCUGCGUCACAUUCAGCUGGAGUUGAGUUGGGUGGGGAACCUGGAAUCGCUCGCACAGACCGACAGCAAGCUAGGCGGGCUGAGGCGGGCAG